AUGGCUGUCGAUCCCUUUGACUCCGCUCUAGACCUUCUCCGCCGUCUCAACCCUAAGCAGACGACAGACCACCUCAACGCCAUCAUCUCUAUCGCUCCAGACCUGACCGAAGAUCUUCUGUCGUCCGUCGAUCAGCCCCUAAGCGUGCGCCGCUGCAAGCAGACCGGCCGAGACUACCUUCUCUGCGACUACAACCGCGAUGGAGACAGCUAUCGCUCACCGUGGUCAAACCAAUUCGACCCUCCUCUGGAUGAAGCUGGAUCAGGUGGUGUAGGUGCUGGCGGUAACGAAGGCGCUGGCGAGGGUGCGAUUCCGAGUGAACGUGUUCGCAAGAUGGAGGUCAAGGCGAACGAGGCCUUCGAUGUCUAUCGCGAUUUAUACUACGAAGGUGGUGUGAGCAGUGUUUACUUCUGGAACCUUGAUGACGGAUUCGCAGGGGUCGUGCUUCUCAAGAAGUCUUCCCCCCAAGGCGGCAAUUCCGAAGGUGUAUGGGACUCCAUCCAUGUAUUCGAGGCAAUUGAGCGAGGAAGAAGCACACACUAUAAGCUCACAUCGACAGUGAUCCUGACCCUGUCUACGGCUGGUGGCAACCUGGGCGAGAUGGACCUUAGUGGCAACAUGACACGCCAGGUUGAGCAGGAUCUCCCUGUUGACAACGAUGAUAGCCACAUCGCCAAUGUGGGACGAUUGGUUGAGGAUAUGGAACUCAAGAUGCGCAAUCUCCUGCAGGAGGUGUACUUUGGCAAAGCCAAGGACGUGGUGGGCGAUCUCAGGAGCAUUGGAAGCUUGAGCGAGGGGGCACGGGAUCGCGAGGCUCAGCGUGAACUCAUCGGAAGCAUGAGAAGAUGA
Molecule: messenger RNA, 849 nt
Organism: Fusarium subglutinans
Lineage: Eukaryota; Fungi; Ascomycota; Sordariomycetes; Hypocreales; Nectriaceae
Product: F-actin-capping subunit beta
Exons: 3
Coding region: 1-849 (282 amino acids)
Biological process (GO): actin cytoskeleton organization; cell morphogenesis; barbed-end actin filament capping
Cellular component (GO): actin cortical patch; cytoplasm; F-actin capping protein complex
Molecular function (GO): actin filament binding
Source: RefSeq, a predicted model, not a curated record